AUGCCCACAGCCCUUUCGGGUCACCUUGGGGUUGUUUUGGCUAAUCGUCCUCAAAGUCUUCCAUCAAACUCGGAAAAAGAAAAUCGAACGAGCGUAGGGAAAACUGGGAACCAGCUUUACUCGCUUUGGAUAUUUUCGCUGAGUAAUCCACAAUAUCAGAAAAGUUUGAGCAGAAACUACCCACAGAAACAAGGAAAUUCUGUAAAAAAUGGAAGAUAUGUACAGGCUAUCUUAGCCGCUUGGCAGGAGCCUUUCUGUGUGGAACUGAUGAAGCGCCUCAACAUUCAGCGAAAACAAGAUUAUUUGUCCGACAUCACUUUGGUUUCGAGAGACAACAUAGAAUUUAAGGCUCAUAGAAAUGUGCUUUCCACCGCAAGUCCGUUCUUUGACAAACUUCUUCGGAGUAACAUGAAAGAGAAUCGAAAAGGGAUCGUUCGCCUCGAGGAGAUUUUAGGAUCUGUUCUGAAAGAUGUUUUGGAAUUCAUCUACACUGGAACUGUGGAUGUGACUCAAGAGAAUGCCGAGGAACUGAUCGCUGCAGGAAAUUAUAUGAUCAUGCCGAGCUUGAAAACUAUUUCAGGGCGGUUUUUGGAACGAGAAAUGUCAUCCAUAAACUGUAUUUCGACCUUUUACCUCGCUGAGAAAUAUGAGUGUGACGAUCUUAUCACCAACAGCAGGCGUUUUAUUCAUGAAAACAUCGUUUCCGUGGCAAAACUAGAUGAAUUUUUGCACUUGGAAGCUAAAGAGAUCGAGAAGUGGAUUUCGUCCGACGAGAUUACAGUCAAGGAGGAAGCUGAUGUUUUUAGAAUCAUAUUAGACUGGAUAAACCACAGAAGGAGUGAGCGAAAAACAGCAUUUGAAGAACUGUUUGGUCAUGUUCGACUCGGUUUUCUGUCGCGUGACUCUCUGAAGGAUGUCGUGACAAACGAACUGGUGCGUGAGAAUUUCGCUUGUGUUAAGCUGGUGAUGGAUGCAACCGCACAGAUGUCUAGCUUUGUUAAUGAAGAUGAUUUUCUGCAAUCACCAAGAAGAUGUCUCGAUACCCGUGUCAUUGUAGUUCGUGGUGGCAAGUACACUUUUUGUUAUAUUCCUAGAGAAGACCUGUGGAAGCGCCUACCAGAUGGUCUGAAGGACGAAAACGACCGGAACAAUCGGAUGAUAAAAUUUCGUAACCAGUUGCUCACUUUUACCGAAGAUCAAAUUUCAGAGAGAUACGAUCCUAUUUUUAACAUUUGGUCUGAGCUUAACUUGAGAAAAGAUCGUGCAAAGUUUGCCGUUCUUAAAGGAGAAAUUUAUGCUGUUCAUGUUGACUACUAUUGUACGAGAACUGUCACAGAGAGAUACAACGUAAAGCGGUAUGCAUGGGAGACAAUUCACCCAUAUCAUGAACUGUGUAGAUGGGAUGCUUGCGUUAUUGCAGCCGGCAGCCAUCUGUAUGCGUUUGGUGGGAACAUUCCACGCUCAAGUGAGUACGUUGCCAUAGCUGAGAGAUUUGACACUGUGGAAAACAAGUGGGAGAGAAUUGCAGAUAUGUUGGAAGGAAGAAGCUACGCUUUUGGCGUGGCCUCUCGAGAAAAAAUCUUUGUAGCUGGAGGAGAAAACAUGACAGGAAGAUUAAAAACUUGUGAGAUGUACAAUACGUUAACAAACGAAUGGCACCUUGUUGCAAACUUGAAAGUCCCACGCUGUUAUGGUAGUAUGGUUUGUCUGGACGGAAAGCUGUACGUACUGGGUGGAGAAAGUCGCUACACCCGAAGUGAACUAAGUGUUGAAUGUUUUGACCCUGCAAACGACCAAUGGAUCCAGGAAACAACCAUACCAGUGACAAACAUUGACCCAGAAAAUAACGACAUAUUCACUGGCUCUGUUCUGAAGCUUUCAAGAGAAUUACUAGACAAACUUAUGAUUGUUGAGCAGUAGUCUCUUGGACACUUUACAGCUUUAAAAUUAGUCGUGUUGUUCAUAGCAGACAGUUGGCACAGUCAUUUUUUUAAUUACCUUAAUUUAGAAGCUCACCUAAGGAAAUGCUGGGUUAAAUCAAAGGCCCCCUCUUAUUAGUCACUGUUUACUUUGAACCUUAUACUUAAAACUCUCUCUGGGAGGGAAAACAAGCGUGAGUUGUUUUUCUUCUAAAUUAGAACUAGGAUCCUCCUGUCAUCCUAAUCUUUGUACCCUAUGCCCUUUUGCUUGCGUUUAUAUUCAAUCAGGGACCAAUAAUUAAUUAUUACUGGGGCCAACAGAGGGAUUUUGGGGGAUUAAACCUUUAACUCCCAAGAUCUGAUUGUCCAUUCUCCCUGCUUGCUGCUACACAUUUUCUUGUAAAUUAGUUACAGGAAUUUGCUGUUACAUCAAGAUAGCAACUUUUACCUGAUAAGUUUGAGUAUUCUCAUUAUAUUUUAGCUGGAUAAUGUAUGAUUCAAGGGUGACAUUGUAAGGAGAAAUUAGAUGCUAGUCACUCUCGGGGAUCAAAGGGUUAACUUUGUAAAAUUACUUCUAAUGCAUGUAAGAAAAUAGUCAUUUAUUUAAAGAAUGACAUAUAAGAAAAUUGUUCUAAGCACAAAACAGAGAAGAGCUAGUUGUGAGGGCUUGAGCCCCACCCAGUUACAAUUUCACUGUCAGAUUAUAUUCUAUCAGCUGAGCUACAUAAAAGUAGUUGGUGACCCA
This is a messenger RNA of Pocillopora verrucosa, 2664 nucleotides long. RefSeq names its product kelch-like protein 2. The record is from RefSeq and is a predicted model, not a curated record. Gene Ontology annotation, molecular function: protein binding. Lineage: Eukaryota; Metazoa; Cnidaria; Anthozoa; Scleractinia; Pocilloporidae.